AUGAUCAGCGAAGGAAGAAACAACCAUCUCAUCGACAACUGGAAAUGUCUGAUUAUUUGCUGUGCGGUCAGCAUGGCCAAUUGCCAAUAUGGCUUUGAUACCGCUGCAGUCGCCGGGUUCCAGGCCAUGAUUGGUUUCCUCGAAGUCUUUGGCUACAAGGAUGCCAAGGUCAAAUCGGGCUGGAACAUUGCCACGAAACCUCAGCAACUAAUUUCCAGCUUCCUUAACGUCGGUACCAUCGUCGCGGUGCUCCUCGGCGGUCCGUUCUCCCAUAGAUUCGGUCGCAAACCGGCGAUCUGGGUUGCCGCCGUCGUGUCGAUGGUGGCAUGCGGCGUCCAGGUCGGAGUCAACAGUCUUGCAGGUCUCUAUGCCGGUCGGAUCCUCCUGGGACUGGGAAAUGGCUUUUUCAUCCUGUACUCAAACACAUACUGCGUCGAGGUUGCUCCCCCACAGCAUCGGGCAUUCUUGGCCUCGUUCUUCGGGUUUUGGGUGAACCUUGGGAGCAUUCUCGGAGCCGUUGCCGACAACUACAGCAAGAACCUGCACAGCAGAUUGGCAUAUCAGAUUCCUCUGGCUUCGUUGUUCGCGAUCCCGUUUCUGCUCAGUAUCUUCAUGUUCUUCGUCCCCGAGUCGCCCCGCUGGCUUCUGUUACAAAACAAACCAGAGGAAGCUCGCAGGGCACUGGAGAGCCUCCGAGGGAACUCGCUCAAGCUCGAGCUCUUGAACGAGGAGUUCAUCGAGAUGCAACGAGGAAUUGAUCAAGAAAAGGAGCUGGCGUCGACAACCUCGGCCUUGGACAUGUUCAAGGGCACUGAUCGCCGCCGCACCAUCCUCGCAGCUGGGGCCAUUGCAUCGCAUGCAGCGUCUGGAGUCUGGUUCACCAUUUCGUACAGCACGUUCUUCUACCAGAUGGCCGGCAUCGACAAGCCAUUCCAGGCCACCAUUCUGCAGAAUUGUCUCGGCUUGAUCGGCGCAAUGUGCGGCAUGUUCCUCAUGCACAAAGUCUUCGGCCGCCGCUCCAUGCUCUUGAUCGGCUCUGCCGGCUGCUGCAUUUGCAUGUUGGUGAUCGGUCUAUUGAGCCUUGCUGGGCACGGACACAGUGCUGGUCAAGCCCUUGUGGGUUUCGCACUCAUGUUCAGCUUCUUCUACAACGGCUUCACUGGGACGAUCACCUGGCCGAUCGCAGGUGAGCUUGUCAGCUCCCGUCUGCGAGUCUUCAGCGUCGGCCUCGGCACCGGGAUCAACUAUUUCUUCAACUGGCUGAUCUCGUACUGCACACCAUAUUUCCUGAAUGCCAACAAUCUGAAUUGGGGGGCGAAGUAUGGCUACAUAUGGGCGGGCUCCAACGCGGUUGCAUUCGUGUUCUUCUUUCUCCUCAUCCCGGAGACCAAAGGACGUUCGUUGGAGGAAAUCGACGAGAUGUUCGUCAACAAGGUGCCGCGCAGCCAGUUCAAGACAUAUCAAUGCGUCUCGUCCGAAAGGGCGCGCGAGAUCGCGGUGAAGGAGCUCGAUGAAGUUACUAAGGCGGACAUAACUGUUCACGCCGAGAAGGUCUGA
Messenger RNA from Cladophialophora immunda, 1557 nucleotides. RefSeq lists its product as uncharacterized. Lineage: Eukaryota; Fungi; Ascomycota; Eurotiomycetes; Chaetothyriales; Herpotrichiellaceae. Bases 1 to 1557 code for a protein of 518 amino acids. The transcript has 4 exons. Gene Ontology annotation, molecular function: carbohydrate:proton symporter activity. Gene Ontology annotation, cellular component: membrane. The record is from RefSeq and is a predicted model, not a curated record. Gene Ontology annotation, biological process: transmembrane transport; carbohydrate transport.